Messenger RNA from Amphibalanus amphitrite, 3500 nucleotides. Its product is annotated as phosphatidylinositol 3-kinase regulatory subunit gamma-like. The coding region runs from base 96 to 2774 and encodes 892 amino acids. Gene Ontology annotation, molecular function: protein binding; 1-phosphatidylinositol-3-kinase regulator activity. The record is from RefSeq and is a predicted model, not a curated record. Gene Ontology annotation, cellular component: phosphatidylinositol 3-kinase complex. The transcript has 9 exons. NCBI's taxonomy places the organism in Eukaryota, Metazoa, Arthropoda, Thecostraca, Balanomorpha, Balanidae. Gene Ontology annotation, biological process: phosphatidylinositol phosphate biosynthetic process; insulin receptor signaling pathway.
GGCCCACUCGGCAACAGUGGUUCGAGCCGGUCGGGCAGUGUGCGAUGUGGUGGCCGCGCCGGCAGCGCGCCCCGUACCCGACGCGCUGCUAGAAGAUGCCAAAGGGCGCCGAUGUCACGAGUGAAAAUAUGAAAUGUGCUAGCGGGUGUGAGAAGCCAUCGAAGAAGGAUCGCCUGAGCCCGGCGAUGCUGGCUGCGCGCGUCAACAAGGAUAACUACAUGCUGUGCGGCACGGCUCGCGGUGCCAGUGACAAUGCCAGUAGCAGCGCCGGCGACGCCAGUGACAACUGUGACCUGGUCUCUCCGACAGAGUGCAGCGGCUCGUACCACGGCCCGUGCGCGCGCUGCAGCCCGCUGUACCCGUGUCAGCGGAACGGGGCCGCUGAGUCGCCGGCCACCCGCACCUUCACCGAACAGGUGCCAAUACACAAGUGGACGGCCAACAAUGUGCUUGAAUGGGUGGGGUCAAUCAACAUGAUAUCUACUGCUGAAUGCUUGAAGUCUAUGAACGUUGAUGGUAUGCAACUUCUCAAUCUGGACAAGGAGAAAUUGAUGAGUAUGGGCAUCAAGGACCCGUUCACCCAGACUAUGCUGCUGAUGGCCGUGCGCCGACUACAGGCGGGUGAGGGCGGGGCGGCCGGAGAGAUUCGGCCCGGCCACCCGCCCGCCGGCCACUCGGCGUCCGAGCACCAGCUGCGACAGGACAGCUUCAGCACACUUCGAACCUGCGACGUGUGUGGACUCUACCUGAUCGGAGCGGACCACCAGGGAUACAGCUGCACCGAGUGCGGCCUGGUGGUGCACCGGCGCUGCGGCUCCCAGCCGGCCGGCCUGCCCGCCUGCGAGCCCGGAACCGUCGGCCGGCCGGCGCCGUCCCUGUUCGGCGCCGAGCUCACCGCCACCUUCCAGUCCAGCCGACAGCUGGGGCCGCCCGUGCUGCUCGCCUGUCUCUCGGCGCUGGAGCGACUCUGCGAGCGCGACCGGCACAUCAACUGCUAUGAGAUCUAUGAGGAAACGGCACCGACCUGGGACGACCUGAAGCCGCUGCGGGACGCUCUGGAGCGCGAUCCGGAGGGCGCCGAUCUCGGCGAGUUUGAGCUCUCACACGUGAGCUGUCUGGUGAAAAAGUACCUGGCCCAGCUGCCCAACCCUGUGAUGCCUACAGAAGCUUAUGAGGACAUGUUGACACUUGCCAAAGCCUACAAGGAUAGCGCGGAGGGGUGCGCGCCGGAUGUGGACGCGUUCGUCUCGCGCCUGCAGGACCACCACGCUGCCACUCUGCGGCUGGUGAUGCGCCAUGUGUGCCGUCUGUGUCGGCUACAGCAGGACCGGGGCUGCCGCUUCCCGCCCGCGCAGCUGCUCAAGACGCUCAGCUUUGUCCUCAUCCGGCCUCCGUACGACCAGCUAACGACGUGGGUGGAGCGAUCGUCUCUUCACACACGCGUGUUGGAGCUGCUCGUGAUGAACUACGAGUGGGGUGGGCCGAAUGUGACCGCCUGGGACCCGCCGCCGCCGGCACUGCCUCCGCGACCCAGCCGGGAUGCCGCGCCGCGCAUCAGCCGGGAGUCGUCUCAGCCAACCUACCUGCGCCGCGAGCUCGACCCCAAGCCAGAGUGGUACUGGGGCAACAUCAGUCGCGAGGAGGCCUCCGAGAAGCUCAACGGCCAGCCGGACGGCACGUUCCUGGUGCGGGACUCUCAGACGGCCAGCGGCGAGUACACGCUCUGUCUGCGCAAGGGCGGCAACAACCGGCUCAUCCGCAUCUGCUCCAAAUACGGCAAAUUCGGCUUCUCGGAGCCGUACCAGUUCGACUCGGUGGCGAGUCUGAUCGACCACUACCGGAGAGAGAGCCUGAGGGAAUACAACGCUCAGCUGGACGUGCGGCUCGAGAGGCCCCUCGCGGAGCCGCGACCGCACGCCUCCGAAUCCGCGGCAGAGCUCAUCAAGAGGCUGUGCAAGGCCCACGCGCGGCACGACAAGCUCGAGGGCGAGCUGGAGCGGCUGGAGAAGCUGAAGAACUCUGUCACGGAGCGCAUCACCAUCCAGAAGAAGGCGCUCGAGGCGUAUAUCGAGCUCGUGCAUAUGCUGGAGAAACAACGCGAACUGCACUUGGCUAACCGCAGCAAAGCGCAGCUCCAUGAGAAAGAACAGCUCUCAAAGAACUUCCAGCUACUGGAGAGCAGGUUGGAGCAGGUGCGACACUGCAAGGAGCAGGUGGAGGAGGAGCUGGCCAAGCAGCAUCCGUACGCGCGCACUACCGACCAUGGCCUGAUCAGCGUGCGGCAGGAGGAGCGUAGUCUGCAGCAGUUCAAGAGCGAGGUUUUGAGGGAGCUGCGCUGGCGCGGCAUCACCCAGGACCGGUUGGAGAAGCUGCAGGUCGGCAAGGACACCGACGUCACUGACAGGGGCGCCGGCGGCACGCCCCUCUCCGAACAGGAGGAGUACUGGCUGCUCGAGGACUGGGACCGGCAGCGUGCCGACGCUGUGCUGAGCGACAAGCCGGACGGUACGUUCCUGAUCCGGCGGCGCCGCGACCGGCCAGAGAUGUACGUCCUGUCGAUCCGCGCUCUGGGCCAGGUACAGCACUGUCUAAUCGACCGAACGGAGCGCGGCUUUGGUUUCUCGAAGCCGUACGCCAUUCACGCUAGCCUGCACGCCCUGGUCGACCACUACGCCGAGAAUGAGCUGGGCGAGUUCAACGACAAGCUGCCGACGCGGCUCAAGUACCCGGCGCUGGCCAGACCACCGGCCGACUAUCUCUGCCUGCCCGACUGAGCGGCGGCGGGAGAGCGCGCGAAGGACAGACGGGCAGCAGCGCAUAUCUGUGAUGGUGUGGGCCGCGGCACCGGUCCUCUAGUCAUGCCGAGCGCCCGGGCGAGUACAAACGACGGCCGGAGCCGGCUGCGCCGAGACGCACCUCGGCGAGUCUCCCCGAGAGGCCGGGCUCAUGCCGAGGCACGCCGGAACGGGACGCGAGAGCGCAGUUCACAUACGAGUUUUCGUUAAAGUAUUGUUGGCGGCGUGCGAGGCGGGCUCUGAUAUCGCCGCGGACGGCCGGUGGGUCCGGCGGUCGGCUCACGCCCGACCCGAAUCCUGUGUGUUGCUGGUCGCUGGACGGCGUAGUGCAGUCGGCAGGUUACAGGCUGUUCAUGUACUUGUGAUAUCGGCGAACUGAAAGGCAGCGGGGCGACCCAGGCGACCGGCCGGUGCGGCCACUUCACGCCGACCGGCCGGCCCGCCCGCUCGCUGCUUUUAAUUUAUCAUGAAAGGUUCGCUCGACUGUUUUGUAAGAUCGUUGUGCGCAUAUGUGUGGCCGGCUGCGCGUGGCACACGCUCUUGUCUUAAUUCCAUUAUUUAUGUUGAGUGGGUGUGUCGAGGUGUAAGGACAGUCGUUCACACCAGGCUUUCGAAUGCAUCGUGUAAUCAUGUUGAAGAGACGUUGUUUUGGUCGCGCCCUUUGUACAGCAGUUAAUUGAGAAAGAAUACAGGGAAACUGCUCUA